AUGUCUUCCGACUCCAUCUCUACAAAGCGGCUGAAGAGCGCUGAUGAGAGCGUCGGACACCCUGAGGAAGCCUUCACAUAUGAAGAACAACAGAAUCAGCAUGUUCCAGCCAAAUAUAUGGGCACGUCUCGAGAUCGAGAUGAUAUGUGCCAGCUGGGAAAGACACAGGUCUUGAGGAGAAAUUUCCGUUUCAUCUCUAUCCUAGGAUUCGCCUGUACGCUGAUCGCAACAUGGGAGGUGGUGUUGAGUCUUCUCGGAUUUGCUUUACUCGAUGGAGGCACGGCUGGUCUCAUCUGGGGAUUUCUAGCGGUCUCAUGCGGUUUCUCUCUGGUAUUCGCAAGUCUUGCUGAGAUUGCUUCAAUGUCCCCCACGGCUGGUGGACAGUAUCACUGGGUUUCCGAGUUCGCCCCACCAAGUUGCCAGAAAUAUCUUAGCUAUAUCACAGGCUGGCUAUGCUCGACAGGAUGGCAGUGCGCCAUUGUCACAAUUGCAUUCUUAGCCGGAACGAUUAUUCAGGGUCUUCUGAUAUUAAACCUCCCUGAUUACAUCCCCCAGCGCUGGCACGGCACGAUGUUGGUCAUUGCGAUCGCGGUAUUUUCUAUAAUAUUCAACACUUUUCUUGCGAAGAAACUCCCCUUGGUAGAGGCUUUACUUCUGCUACUUCACAUCAUCGGUAUAGUUGCCAUUAUUGUGCCACUUGUGGUGCUUGCCCCCCGCAGCAGCGCCGAGGUCGUUUUCACGCAGUUCAACAACGGCGGAGGGUGGACUACUACAGGGGUUGCGGUCAUGGUUGGAUUGCCUCCAGCCAUUGCGUCGAUGAUAGGCUACGACUGUGCAGUGCACAUGGCCGAGGAAAUCAAAGAUGCAUCGAAAACGCUACCUCAAGCCAUGAUGAGUGCUGUGGGAGUCAACUUUGUUCUAGGCCUGGCUGUUAUCCUCACCAUAUGCUUUACCGUUGGAGACGUCGAGGCAGUCCUUGCAACUCCGACCGGAAUUCCAUUCAUCCAGAUCUUCUUCAACGCUACCAAAAGCCAUGCAGCAACUAACGCCAUGACGGCGAUCAUCACCAUCACACUCGUUGCAAGUACUAUCACUGAAGUGGCGACUGCUUCCAGACAGACUUGGUCAUUUGCCAGGGAUAGGGGAGUACCAUUUUCUGAUUUUCUCUCCCACGUCAAUCCAUCAUGGAACAUUCCUCUACACGCGGUAAUAGUCUCGCUGGUUGUGACUAUCCUACUUGCACUCAUCAAUGUUGGCUCAACUACCGCCCUGAAUGCUAUUACUUCACUAACAGUCGCCUCCUUGAUGAGUGCGUAUCUUAUCUCCAUUGGCUGCAUCUUACUCAAACGCAUCCGUGGUGAACCACUCCCCUCCAGGCGCUGGUCUCUUGGCAAAUAUGGAGGGUUCAUCAAUGCUGCGGCGAUGUUGUUCCUCCUUCCAUUGUUUGUAUUCUCCUUCUUCCCAUUGACCAAGGAAGUAGAUGCCACGACGAUGAACUGGAGUUCGCUCAUUUAUGUGUCAGUCAUCGUGUUUGCAACCAUCUACUACUUCCUCUAUGGCAGGAAAACAUAUGUUCCUCCAAACUCCCUUGUGAGAAGGCCGUUCAAGCCAGAGGGCCCACAAUAA
Molecule: messenger RNA, 1626 nt
Organism: Nannizzia gypsea CBS 118893
Lineage: Eukaryota; Fungi; Ascomycota; Eurotiomycetes; Onygenales; Arthrodermataceae
Exons: 7
Coding region: 1-1626 (541 amino acids)
Biological process (GO): transmembrane transport
Cellular component (GO): membrane
Molecular function (GO): transmembrane transporter activity
Source: RefSeq, a predicted model, not a curated record